AUGCAAGCACUGUUUCUGAUCACUAUAUUCCCCGACGCAAAUCAUAUUGUGCAGAGGAUCGAAGAACACGUGUUAGAAGCCAAGGAAGAUGAAGCUUUAAUCUUGCGAAAGUCCGCCUCGGAAGAUUGUACAAUGCUAGCGGUCGCAGCAGCUAUUGUGGCCCAAGUUGCCAUCACGGCGCUGGCUCUUGAUAAGAUCGACCAGGUGCACUGGACAGCCAAAGCAGCUUUCGUAGUCAGCCUAUCAACUGGUGGUCUUUCCGUGUUCUAUGCUUGCCUGGUUCAACAAAAAAUGAGCAGUCUCUUUACAGUAGAAGAUGUCAAAGACUUCUUUAGUCAGCCGAGCAGUUCUGAGCAGCUCCGCAAACUCGAGAAGGAGCUUAAUAUGUUAGCCUAUCAGCUUAACAAAGCGAGAGAGAAUGAGAGGGGGAGUGAGAUGACCACUGGGAUAUAUCAAAAGUUGAUGACGAUUGAGUCACUCGUCAAACAGUUUAAACGCGAUAACCGGUGGAAAGCAGCUUCGUUUCAUUCCAUUCUGAUGGUGAAGGCGCCAACUUUAUUACUCAAAUACGCGUUGGCCGCUUUUGUUAUCGGCCUUGGGAUUUAUUAUGGAUGCUUAGCAUUCAACAAAGCAGAGGACCCUGGUCAGUCCCCACUUGCAAUAUUCUUAUUCUACCUCAUCAGCGUCUUCUUGGGCCUCUUGAUUUAUUACGUGCCUGCGAUGCUCAAGGGCCUAGAGACGUCUUCCUUGCGUCGCUACGCCUACCUCCUCAAGGACCGAAAACGACGUGAUACCAAACGUGAAGAAGAGAUGCUGGAGAAUAUAACAAGAGUAAUCAAUUCAGAUCAGCCACAGACUCACGAAGAUGAUGCUUCCGAAGACGCAUUGUCCUGGGAAGAAAGAUUCGGAGAUGUUACUCGGCCUGAACUUUCUCCUUCUCACACUACGGAAAUCCGGCCAUCGAUCCAUCGUAUUAAUUCAGGUAGGCGUUCCAUCAAUUCGACAGCCUAG
Molecule: messenger RNA, 1011 nt
Organism: Talaromyces rugulosus
Lineage: Eukaryota; Fungi; Ascomycota; Eurotiomycetes; Eurotiales; Trichocomaceae
Exons: 2
Coding region: 1-1011 (336 amino acids)
Source: RefSeq, a predicted model, not a curated record